Messenger RNA from Cicer arietinum (chickpea), 928 nucleotides. Lineage: Eukaryota; Viridiplantae; Streptophyta; Magnoliopsida; Fabales; Fabaceae. The record is from RefSeq and is a predicted model, not a curated record.
GAAGUUUGAUCUCUCCAUAUCUGGAAUUGAAGCAAUUUCUCUUCUAUGCGGAGGAGAAUGGCCGCAUGUAGUGUUACCGAACGACGAGGUACUUUCAGUUUUCUGUGUAUCGUAUCUAUUUCAACUUAUUUUCUGCUUUCUGAUAUUUAUAUUCUCUUCUAUUUAUGUUCUCUUUUCUGCGAUUUGGUAUUUUCAUUUGCAUUCAUUUAUCAAUUUGUGUUCUCUUCUAAACACACUGAUCACUAUGGAUAAUAGGUGAGCUUACAAGUUAUGCUAGCUAAGAUUAGAGAUACAAACUUAUAUACAAUCCCAAAUUUUAACCAAGCAUAGUAGUUUUACAACCUAUCAUUUUGCCCAUGUUUAGAAUAUGUUACUGUAUGGGUUAGUUUUGUAUACACUGAUAAUGAUGAGUUGAUGUUUCAAGUGUUUAAAGUUAUGAUCAUGAAACAAUUUGCAACCUAUCAUGUCUCUGUUUAAUGGUUAUUCCAUUUGUGAAGUUGGCAAGGAUGCAACUGGUAUUGCUGGUACUUAUUCUUUCUCUAUGUGUCAUGGAUAUUUUUAUCACAUGGAUGCAGCUGGUAUUGCUGAUACUUUUUCUUUCCCCAAUGUGAGAAUGUUUGGAUUAUUGCUGGCAGUUUUGGGAAUAUGUGGGAUCAUACUAGUUGGGAGUUUGAAAAUAACCUAUAGUUCCAUGCGCCGAAUGUUUGUUGGAUUCUUGAGUUGCGCUUCUCUGAUUUCAAUGUUUGCCUCUCCAUUGUUUAUAAUCAAAUUGGUCAUUCGCACGAAGAGUCUCGAGUUUAUGCCAUUUUGUCUUUCGCUUUCCACAUUCCUAAUAAGCGCCUCAUUCCUUCUUUAUGGGUUGCUCAGUGAUGAUGCUUUCUUUUAUGUAAGAGUCUUUUUUCAGCUCAUUUUUUCUGUUUCUUUCUGA